This is a messenger RNA of Phytophthora nicotianae INRA-310, 1050 nucleotides long. RefSeq lists its product as hypothetical. The transcript has a single exon. The coding region runs from base 1 to 1050 and encodes 349 amino acids. The record is from RefSeq and is a predicted model, not a curated record. NCBI's taxonomy places the organism in Eukaryota, Oomycota, Peronosporomycetes, Peronosporales, Peronosporaceae.
AUGACAAGCGUGAACAACGACUAUGAGGAAAGCUGGGAGUCAGCAGAGCCUUCGGUAGACAAGAAAACCGUUGUAUCUGCUACAGAUGGGCAAGUUUUUCUUGUGGAAAGUGACGAAGUUCGAGAUGUUGAACCAGCACCACCACAAGGACAUGAAUUUCCUGUAGCGAUCAGCGCUAACGUACCACAAAGAAAGAUGAAAGAGGUUGUUGAGGCUAUCAAGGACAUGCAUUUGACAACGAAGGUCAACGAGACUAGUGGUGUGGACAUUUGCGUUGAGUCAGAGGAUACCGUGUCGAGUAUAGAGAAUGAAGCAGUCAUCUCUCUAGACACUUGGUCGCCUGAACCCAAAGAAUCAGACCUACUCGAUGAAAACUUUCUUUUUGACUUGGUUCGAGUCCAUGGUCACCACUAUGAUCACCGUACUCCACCACCCGUCCCAGUGACGAUUUUGAAAGAAAAAACGUCACUGUCUAAACCUGAUAUCGGAACGCUUCAAGCUCGUCUGGCAGCAAAGCGCAUCGCAGAGUUUCGGAGAAGACAAACGUUAAAAGAUGAAGAGGAGCGCGAACUGGAAACAGCAUUGGCCCAAAAACGUCGCGAGAUCCGACAUUCGAAUGAUGCCAUGCAUAGAGCUAUUGGAGUCGCAGGGUUGUUAGCGCAAGACCAUCUACGAAUAGACCAGUGCCGACGCAAGAUGGAAGAAAAAGAGAAAGAAAUCGCUGCAAGUCUAGUACGCCAAAAUCGGUGGUACAACUGCACUCCCAAGCGACCAGUUAGUGCUCCAGAGCAUGUACGGCAACUUAAUCUGCAAUAUGGACAAGCUAAACGCGAAUUCGAGCGCUCUAUCGAACGGAAACAAAAGUCGAUACGGGCGAAUCAACUUAGGCUACGACAAGAAGCCCAAAAAAUCAUCGCGAAGACUAGUGGGGCUUAUAUUCGCGGUUCGUAUCUGCUCAAGGUGACACACUAUACGAUCAAGAAGCAAAGCGAACCUGCACCAAAUGAUCGAAAGGACAUUGAAGCUGGUCAACAGGUCAUUAUGGAGUAG